AUGACAAUUUUUCGUACGAACUAUUACGAUCCUAUUAGUUGGCCAAUCCAUAUCCCAAGCAGGAACGAAGAUACAUUCAUUCGGCGUGGGUAUUAUGGAGACCAUGCUGAUACGUAUAAGCCAUAUGGUGAAAAAUUGUACUACUAUGACGUUAACUCAUUAUACCCAUAUGUCAUGAAAUCUUUUCCUAUGCCUGGUGGUAUGCCUGUAUGGCAUGCUAAUUUGGAAGGCCAGGAAUUGUCCAACUUGUAUGGAUUUAUUAAGGCUUAUGUAGUGUGUCCUAGUACCAUUAAAAGACCAUUCUUACCAUAUAGGGAUCAUAAUGAUACUUUACUGUUCCCAACUGGUAAAUUCGUAGGCGUGUAUUUCAGCGAAGAAUUGAUUUAUGCACGCGACUUAGGUUACAAGAUCUUCCCAAUAAGGGGCUACUUGUUUGAUAAGAAGCCUAGUCCUUUCGACAGUUUUGUGACAUCCCUCUUCGGGAGAAGGCAAGAAGCUAAGCUAUCCGGUGAUGAAGCUAUGGCUUAUGGCUAUAAGAUACUCAUGAACUCGGUCUACGGUAGAUUCAGUAUCAAUCCCAAAAGUACUAUAACAGAGUACUAUAUUGUAUGCUACGUUAGCAAUACCAGUAAUGUCGAAGACAAAGACUGGAAUCCUCCCAAGAUCUUGGCUGUCCAAUUGGCAGCUGCAAUUAUAGCUCAUUCUCGUAUUCAUAUGUACAAAUACAUUUCCAAACCUGACUGCUACUACACGGAUAGAGACUCUGCUAUUCUGGGAAGCCCUCUUCCAGAUGAUGAUGUCUCUCCCUUCGAAUUAGGCAAGUUAAAGAUUGAGCACUUUGUCAAGAAAGGUAUCUUCUUAGCACCCAAAAGCUAUACCCUAAUAACUGAAGAAGCUAGUGAUAUUAUCAAACACAAAGGCCCAGCUAAAGACUUAGUCAAUGUUGAUUGGUUCAAGUCACAAUACACUGAUCUAUCCCGAACUCAACAGAUCACUGUCGAAUCCAACUUCAGAAUCGAUUGGCAUAUUCUAAACAUCGCAAAAAAGUCAUACCAAAUAAACCUCGGUAUCAAACUAGGCAGCAAAAGGGAACCUAUCUAUGAUAAUAAUAAUGUUUGGGUAGACACACAACCCAAAGAUGUCACUGACUUUGCCAGCCAAGAAAGCGCUAUUCUCAGAUUCGAAUUGAUGAUCCUUAGAGAGCUGCUAGAAAAGAAAGAUCAAGAAUAUACUCAGAGGCUUGACAAGAAAGAUAAAGAAUAUGCUUGUCUGCAGAAAGAAUAUGCUAAGAGUAUUGCUAUGCAGAAAGAAUAUGCUAAGAGUAUUGCUAGUCUGGAGUCAGAUCUUGCUAGUCUGGAGUCAGAACUGGCUAAACAGUGUGAAUUGAUUCAAUCGCUGUCUGCGGCGGCUAAGCCACCUACUCAGUCCAAGCACCCUACAACGUAG
This is a messenger RNA of Cryptomeria japonica (Japanese cedar), 1446 nucleotides long. RefSeq names its product DNA polymerase-like. Lineage: Eukaryota; Viridiplantae; Streptophyta; Pinopsida; Cupressales; Cupressaceae. The transcript has 2 exons. Gene Ontology annotation, biological process: DNA replication. The record is from RefSeq and is a predicted model, not a curated record. Gene Ontology annotation, molecular function: DNA-directed DNA polymerase activity; DNA binding; nucleotide binding. The coding region runs from base 1 to 1446 and encodes 481 amino acids.